AUGAUCCAUGCCCAUCCAUCCUGUUUGUUUCACAGCAUUCUGACUUAUCUUGCAAGGCCCGACACCCCGUCAACAAUUGAACCAAUAUCCUCAAAGUGGUCCACCGACGAGAAAGAUGCGAAUAUUCGUGAAAGCCGGGAAGAAGACUUGCCUAUUGACCAAGUCCCAACCUUGGACCGAGAGAAAGAACCCGAUGAUGGAGAGUCGAGCAACAUUGAAAAGAAAGUGACGUUGUCGAAAUUUGAUCUGGAGAAUCGCGCCGCCCACAAAGGCGACGACUCUGAUGGACGGGUUGAGUGGAAUUGGCGCAGCAGAUGUGCUUGCUUUUUCCUCUGCACUCUCUACACUGUUGCUACGACGCUAGUCAUCGCGGUAGUAGUUCCGUAUACAGGCUACCUCCAAGACCUAUUCGGGAAACGAUACAUCUGCCUGUGCGGAGCAUUACUCCUCAGCAUUAGCUCUGUCCUUCUAGGGAGUGCCCAGAGUUUUGGGCAGGCGGUGACCCGCAUAGCCAUAUCCGGGGCUAGAGCAGCAAUUGGCGAGCUGACGGGAAUCGCUGGAAUAUACAAUGGAGUCAGUGGGAUUGGGCUUCUCAUCUUCUACCACCCACGCAACCACGCACGUGCCGCUGAGAUUUCCUACCGUGCCGUUUUGGAAAAGAUUGAUUAUGUUGGCAGCUUCCUUUCCGUCGUUGGGGUGACUCUCUUCUUGGUUGCGUUGCAAGCCAGCGGGUACACCCAUCCGUGGUCAAGUGCCUACGUCCUUUGCUACCUGCUGAUCGGCUUCUUCUCGAUUGGGGGCUGGGUUGCGUGGGAAUGGAAAUUUGCUCCGUACCCCAUGGUACCGCGAGAAAUCUUUCAAGGGCAACGGAUUGUGGCGAUUGCCUACGCGGCUGCAUUCAUGGCCGGAAUGAACUUUUAUUUCAUCCCUCUGGCUUGGAGCGCGGUCUAUCCCAACAAGCCCAUGUCCAUUGCCGAGAAAGGGCUUGCCCAACCGAUUGCCACCACUCUGGGCUCCAUUGGCUUUAAUGCCGCGCUUUCAAUGUUCAGGAAUUACAACCGACAAGUGCUCCUCGUUGCAGCCUGCCUCAUGACGGCCUUCACAGGUGCCCUAGCUGCAUCGACCCCAAACAACGCGGCAUUGACCGUGACCAUGGUCGCUCUUGGGUCACUCGAAGAAAAGUUGCCCGAGUACACGGCCGAGGAUGCUUUGGCAGCCGGCUUGCCACCGGCCGAUGCGACCCAAUUUGUCACGGUCUUGCUCACCGAUCCAACGACCGUCGCAACAGUCCCUGGCAUCACGCCCAAGAUUCUUGAGGUGGCCACAAUGGGUGUGCGAUGGGCCUACGCGGAUUCCCUCAAAUAUGUCUGGUAUACAAGCAUUCCGCUCGGAGUGUGCGCAGUCAUCGUACUACUUUUCAUGCCUAGCGACAACGUAGAUUCUGAUCCUACGUCUGCACAGGUCGAAGCUCGGGAAAGUAUUUAUUGUCUUGUGCAAUUGUUGAAUGUUGACAACGAGGUUCAGGAAGGAUUCGGGAGCAUUCAAGAAGGGGAGGGAAGGGAAGUAAGCCAAAUUUUUAAGCUGAGCCACAGAGACGGCCUAAGCUGGGGCCCCCAAGCGAUCGGCUAUACCUGCCCCUCAGCCGGGCACCCGUUUCAGACCAUCGUCCAGGAACUCGGCGGUUCCCCUACCCCUAUGCUGCCACCUAAACGACUUAACUAA
Messenger RNA from Rhinocladiella mackenziei CBS 650.93, 1722 nucleotides. RefSeq lists its product as uncharacterized. The record is from RefSeq and is a predicted model, not a curated record. NCBI's taxonomy places the organism in Eukaryota, Fungi, Ascomycota, Eurotiomycetes, Chaetothyriales, Herpotrichiellaceae. The transcript is spliced from 8 exons. Gene Ontology annotation, molecular function: transmembrane transporter activity. Gene Ontology annotation, biological process: transmembrane transport. Bases 1 to 1722 code for a protein of 573 amino acids.